This is a messenger RNA of Plasmodium knowlesi strain H, 5643 nucleotides long. RefSeq names its product conserved Plasmodium protein, unknown function. Bases 1 to 5643 code for a protein of 1880 amino acids. The transcript has a single exon. NCBI's taxonomy places the organism in Eukaryota, Apicomplexa, Aconoidasida, Haemosporida, Plasmodiidae. The record is from RefSeq and is a predicted model, not a curated record.
AUGGCGUACCACUUAUUCAAAAGGCUACAAAAAGCCAGCACGUCCAAAGAGAGCAAACCGAAAAAUGAAAACAGGACGGAGGAUAUAGAGAGGUGGUUGAAGGAUAUUCACGAAGUGGUGGAUAAGGAUAUCGUGCAGGAUAACAACAACGAAAAGGAGGAUGACAUCAUCUCCUUGAGUGACUACCUCUCCGUGAUUAAUAAAGUUGUGAAAUACACGGAAAAUGCCAAAAGUGGGAGGGACUCCAAGGGGGAAAUAAUAAGUGGGAAGAGUGGCACAAAUGAAAAGAAGGAACAAAGCAACAAAAUAAAUAACGUGGAUUUGGAGGACGAGCAUAUGGCCACGUUGCGUAUCAAGAACUUUUGUAAACUUAUGGGUGUCAUUAGUCUAUUUGAGAAGUUGAAAAGUGUGCGUUGUGCUACUUCAACCGUUGCAAAAGAAAGUGAAAACGCAAACGCAAACGCUAAUGGCAGUGGCGCCACAGAUAAGCAGGACGGCCUCCAUGGCGAGGAGGCCAGAAGACACAAAGCCGAGGUGUUGGAGCAAAAUGGUGUAUGGACAUUGUUAGAAGAAAUUAUUCUGAACAGCGCAGAAUAUCUGAACAAAAUUAUCUGCUUGGACAAAGACAUGUUCCAAAAAAAAUGUGUAAAAAUAAAUUGCAACAAAUUGAAAAGGUACAUAAAUUACCUUAACCUAUUUUUUGAGGAAACCAACAAAUGCCAGUUGCUUUUCAGAAUUCUGCACUUGCAGUUGGAGAACUCAAAAUUUAUUACCUACGAGUUGGUCCUCCUCUUGCAAAAGCUUUAUAUAUAUGACAAUGUAAAUUUUUACUUGUACGUGCAUCAUAACAUUGCCUUUUCGAAUCAUGUCUCCUCUCCGUAUUAUUACAAUUUGUAUGGAUUGAGGUGCUUCCAAAUUUUGUUUCACGACAGACAUUCAAAUAUGAAUGGCGUGAAUUUGCAGGAACAGCAGAAGGUUGCCGAAAAAAUUUAUGAACGGUACAAGCGAGUCAUCCACAAUUUGAGAAGAAGGAGGUUUUUCUACCCUCAUUUGAUUAGUUACCCCUUUAAUUGCUCUGAGGAGAAAUUAUCAUAUAAAAAAAAAAAUGAAAAUUAUUACAUUAAUGACAAGGACGAAUUCUGUUCCAUCAAGAGUGGGAAAAUAUUCUCGUCUGCAUUAUUCCUCGAUGAGGAAGACGCAGAGAUAAGACGACUUUUAAAAAAGCUGCAUCAUGAACAGAGGUGGGACGAAUUUCAUGGACAGUAUGAUUCAUUCACUGACUACUCAGCUUCAUCUAAUGAACAAAGUAUAAGUGAUCAUGCACUACAGGGACAGACGGGUAGAAUGUUCAAGGAGAAGGGAGGAUGUCCCAAGUCGGAUGGGGCAGCUUCCUCACCACGCCUGCCAUCAUCUUGCAGUUCAGCUUUUCACGAGGUUACUAAACAACGGAAGAAAAACAACAGUAAUGAAAACCUACCGUCUCACUCGAGCACUGAUGAAGAUAAUCAAAAUGAAGAAAGUUCUGCAUAUUUCAGCUCCGACAUUUCGAAUGAGUUCAUAACGGUGAAUGAGGAGAUAGAGGAAGAGAAUAAAAAAAAAAAAAAAAAAAAAAAAAAAAUUCCAUUUUGUGAAGAAAAUGUAUGCCUAAUAAUGCACCGGGAAGGGAAGAUACAAAAUGUGAGAAACACAAUCGAUAAGUUAAUACUGAGCAAAAAUCACUUCCUUUCAAAAUUGUUGGCAAUUGUAGAUUCUAAUGAAGACGCCUAUCUUAUAAAUGAAGUUAUUCUCCUUCUCCUGUUGGUCUCCGAGUACAGCGCGGAAGUUAGAAAUAUCAUAACGUAUGAAAGAUUUAUUGAAACGGUGAUAAGAAUAAUUCAGGAUGAACACACGUACUUAUUUAAACCAAUUAGUGAUUUGUACUUUUUGUAUGAUGACGGUGACGUCGUGGUGCCAAGGAGGAAAACAAAAAUCUCUCCCCACCCUACUACAAAUAGGCGGAAUGACAAAAGAGAAGAAAUGAACCACACCCAAGUUGAUGCAAUGGACAUGAUAGCCUUCCAGACGGAGAAACCGCCAAAUGAGCAGAACAGUAUGGAGAUAUAUCUAGACAACAUUUCUAUAAACAUAGACCUAAAAAGCAGCUUACUCCUUCUUAAGUGUCUAAUAAUGAGCAGUGAAUUUGGGCUCAAGUACAUUUAUGAACUGAACAUAUUCGAUCAGUUCAUCAAGUUGGUUCUUAACAUGUAUAAUGUGAUAAUAUAUAUUUUUAAAAAUGACAUGAAGAAAUAUUUUUCAAAUUCAAUUUUUGUUCUUAAUAUAUUUCUAGACAUUUUGGCUAGCUCAUGCAAAGUUGAGGGUGUAAAUAGCUAUACAGGUUUGUCAUGUACAAAAUUUUUGCUCAUUUUACAGAAGGAGAGAUUUUUCGAAAGUUCUUUCUUUUUUUUUUUCAAAUUUAUGUGUAUAUAUAUGGAGAAAUAUGCUAAUGAUGGUAGGCGACCAGAUCAGCUAGGUCAUCGUCGGAAUGAAGAUUUCUCAAACUAUGACGCGGGUAGUGAUGCCCUUAUAGCUGUUGAUUUUAGUCGAGAUGGCAAUGCGCCCCUUCCAGGAGGAAGCAAUAGCGCUAGCCACAGUGCUACUGCAAAAGACAACAUAAGCCUCAGCGCGAGCAUCGUCUUCCCAAAUAGCGAGAGUGGCGGAGGUCACUCGGGUAGCACCCCGGUAGGUGCCAGUAUUGGAAGUAACUUCCCGGGGAGCAGUCAGACAGGGAAUGGACAAGGAGGAGGUUUCCAUUUCGGUAGCAGUAUGCAUAGCCAAAAUAAGCAAAUUAUGCAAACCUUCAAGAAUACCCACUUUGUUGGCAUCCUAAACAUGUGCUGUAAAUUUCUCCUCCAGGAUGAGAGCCUCUGUGUAAGGGUUUUGUUAACCUCCUUCGAUGUUGGUUCUGGUGGAGAGGAGUCAUCCCAGUUAAGGGAUGAACAGGACAAAGUAAAUUCUUUUGUGAACGCUUCCCUCAAGCAGACGAACUACUUCCACCUAGAACAAGUGCUCGCAUACUACAUGAAACAUUUGAAACAAAUUAAAUAUGCGGACCUGCUGUUGAUUAUGUUUCUGUACGAUCGGAAGAGGGUUUUCUGCAACACCAUUUAUGAGUUCUUUUAUUUUUUGGGGGGAAAACACGCACAAGUGGGCAAGUACUUAAUGGAGUCUCUCCUUUCCCGAGGGACGGUUUUCAACUACUGCGUGAUGCACACUGUACGACGAGUAUCGAAGCUGCUUCUCAAAAUGAAGGAGGCUUUUCAGAGGGGGGAAAAGAGAGGCGAUUUGUUAAUUUCAGAAGAUAAGGAAAUUCCUCAGAAGGAAAAAUUUUUCUUAAAAUAUAUGAAUCUUUCAAAUUUGCUACUCAAAGUUUGUAACUUAACGAGCAGCAAUAACCCUGAUGAGGCGUUAGCUCCUAUUGAUGAAUUUUUAAGCAUUGCAAAAAUUAACUUUGAACAGAUGAUGUACUACAGUGCACUGUUCACAGGCCAUUACAACGGAGUGUGGAAACAACAUAUUCAGAGAAAGAACGAAGACUUUAGCGAAAGUGUUUUAACGUUUAGAAUAAAUUCAAUUUUAUACAGAAAAAAUUUCAAAGGACAAAUGGACUCCGUUAAGUUUUUAAUUGCCAUUUUAAAUAACAAAUGGGGAUGCAAAAAAAACAGGUGUCUUAUAUGCGUAUAUAUAGCUAUCUACCUGUUCAAGUCGAAUGAAGAAAAGGAAAAAAGAAAAAUCGUAAAACUUCUUAUACAGAAUGAUCUCUUUAACAUUAUGUACAAUUGUUUAAAUCGUUUCUGUAAAUUCACAUUUGAUGAAAAAUAUUUUUUUUUUGUCUCUUUUGAAAAAUGCAAAAAUGCACAUGAAAAUAUAAAAAGCAUUUGCAAUAUGAAGAAGCAGAAAUAUUUUUUUAAUUACUCUAGGGAAAUAUCCAUUUUCUGCAUCCAUUAUGUUUAUUCCAAUUUUAUCCACCACUCCAUGUUAACCUACUUUUUUGAGCAAUCCAAAGGUUCUGCAUAUGGUAAGGACCCUCCACGUAGGAACAGAAGUGGGUACCUCAUAAAGAGGAGUCACUCCUCUGGGGACCCUGAAUGUAUGAUGAGCGAAUCAGAGGGUGAAAAAUCUUCCCAAGGAGAGCUGGACGGAGAAGUUUUCGAAUUCAGCAACGGGAACGAUGAUGACUACGAUAUGGAUGCUUCUCAGAGGAAGAAGUGUGAAGAUUAUUCGCUCGAUGAGGACAACCACAGUAAUGCCUCAAGUGAACAGCAACACACCAGGCAAGCGCGAAAAAAAAAUGAAGUACCCCUUUUUUACAGCAAAGGGGGGGAAAUGAAUGGAAAAAAUUAUGUGAAAAGUAAAGCAAAGAAGACAAAAGCAGGGGGAGUGACACGAGGAAGAAGAAGCAGCACUCAAGCGAUGGCACAAAUGAGUGAGGAUGUUAGCCAUCUCAGAGAAAAACUAAACGAACAAGAAGUUACACACUUGGAGGAAAAAAUAUAUCUAAAUAAAAUUAUCGAAAAGAAAAAUGACAUAAUAAAUAACAUGAUGUACGCCUACUCAAUGAUGAAGGAGAAGUGCGAGCAGGUAGAAUCAGAACUGGUCCAGGUCAGAAUCGAUUUAGGGUUAAAGGAGAAGGAGUGCCAAGUCGUUGCGGUCAACGAUAUGGACGACUUGAAAAUACAACACAUGCGUGUGUUACGUGAUUAUGAAAAGGUAGGUAGUGAAAAAAGGGAGUUAGAAACCAAAUUUGAGAAGCUUACCGACUUGUUAAUUUUCCUUUACGAAAAUGUGCCUGAUUGUCGGCAGUACAUGCAGAAUGUGGAGGAUGUAGACGUUUUUAAAAAUCCCAGAAUUGGUGAAAACAAAGGGGGAGACCUUCUUCAACCAAACUCUAAAAUGUGUAAGGUUGGACCUGACGAUCAUUUGAAUGCUGAGGUUAAGGUCACCGUAGACACCGUCGUACAUCCGAAUGAGCAGCUAAACAGGAGUGCAUACGAAAUAGCGAAUGACCAAGUGUGGGGAAUACACAACGGUUGUGCUUAUGCGAAUCUGUAUAAUCCCGUGCAGCAGAACUUCACCCCACAGGGGUACCAGAACAGCCCUUACGAGGACAACGCAUACACCAUCCCCCAGCAGGAGAUACACAAGGGCAACUCUUACAGUUACUCCAAUCAACAGAUAAAUCAAGGUAGCUCAAACAACUACCCCCCGCAGCAGAUGCAGCAGUCAGCGAACACGUAUGGCUACCCCCCUGAACCCGUAUAUCAGGUACACUCGUAUAGCGACCCGAACCCGCCGGCCGAGGGAAAUUCAAGCCAGCGGAUCUACAAUGAAGUGAACCCCCCAGUUAUGCAGCCUCCUUCCGGUAGGCAAUAUGAGCAGCAGUAUGGACAAGUAUACGAGCACGCCCCCCUGCAGAUGUACAACGAACUGUAUUACCAAACCAACCCGCACGUGUACCCCCAUUUGUACGUGGAAUCUACUGGACAAAACGCAAGCGCAUCGAACGCAGAACUGAACGUUCCUGCGUGUGACCGAGGGCCUAACGGCGAAGGGUCACAGGGGCAACCAAGUGAGCAAAACGGUUCAGCUGAAUUUGCGGGACAGUGA